CACACAGAGAGAAAGCAAUAUAGAGAACCUUAACAACGAAAAUAAACACAUGGCCGGAAAAUUAAUGACUUUGCAAGUUUUCCACUUGCUAAGCAUAUCUUUAGUCAUCUUCUUUGUAUUCUCUGUGAAUGUUGUCAGUGAGGAGGAUUACCAGAGAGCGGUGCCUCCGGAAGAUAAAACGACUACGGUUUGGUUCUCUAGGAUCAAACAGUCUGGUAAUGAUUACUGGGGGAAACUCAAAGAGAGUUUAGGUCGUGGUCACGCCCGCUUUUUUCCUCCAAACAUAGAAGGAAAGGAUGAUCCAUCAAUGGGAGCAGGAGGAAAGAUGAAAGAGGCGGUCACAAGGAGCUUCGAGCACAGUAAAGAUUCGGUGGAGGAAGCUGCCAGAUCAGCAGCGGAGGUGGCGUGUGAUGCGGCGGAAGCAGUUAAAGAAAAGGUGAAGAGGAGCUUUUCCGGCAGCGAGACGACUCAGCAGCAGUCAUAUGGUACUGAGGAGCUCUAAAUACCUCGUUAUGUUCGAUUGAAACGACAUAGUUUCGGAAGAGAAUCGCAACAUAUCAUUGGUUGUUUGAUUUCUAAGUCAACUUGCGUGCUUUUUUCUAUAUAGUAUAGACAACGAUCACGUCACGUGAGGGAUUUGAGAUCUCAUAUCUCAUAUUCAAGUAUUAGAGUUAUGGUUCUGGCCUUAACCAUUGUGACU
Messenger RNA from Brassica napus (rape), 700 nucleotides. RefSeq lists its product as uncharacterized. Lineage: Eukaryota; Viridiplantae; Streptophyta; Magnoliopsida; Brassicales; Brassicaceae. The transcript is spliced from 2 exons. The coding region runs from base 50 to 502 and encodes 150 amino acids. The record is from RefSeq and is a predicted model, not a curated record.